ACGAUCUCUGCUUAAUCAUGGCGAUGUACGAGGGCAGAAGGCUUCGAGUUGUGACGAAGGAAGGGGGUUAUGUCUUUGAAGGAACUGUGCAUUCAAUUGAUUUAAAUAACAGCAAAAUAUCUCUCAUGAAAGUUUGCCUUGUUCCAUCUGGUAAAAAGCUGACUGGACUACUUCAUUUCUAUGGCCCUGAGUUGCAAGAGUUGGUCGACAUUUCUGACACUGUCCAGGCAGAGGAGAAGAAAAAUAAACAACAACUACACGAGAAUGGCGGCUCCAGUAGUGAUGAUGAAGACAACAAUGCCAAAACAACUGAGUAUAUUUAUCUCCGUCGAAUUGGCACAACAUUUGAACAAGCUAUUAACCAGAUUAGGUCUCAACGUCUGAUUGGUGUUGCCUUGGAAGCGGAGACCCUUGGUCGGAAAUCCAAACUAUCGCUUCUACAGAUUUGCUGCGGGAAUCAAGUCUACAUAUUCGACAUCGUGACUCUUGGACCAGUCUUCUUCAGUCAGGGCUUGGCAGACAUCUUGGAAUCGCAAGCUAUAGUCAAAGUGAUUCACGACAGUCGAUGGACAUCGGACCAGCUGUUUCACCAGUAUUCAAUUAAACUCACAAACGUCUAUGAUACUCAGGCUGCAGAUGUAUUGAUUAGAAUGAGGCGUUUGAAUGGUGAGCUCCCCCAUAAACUGAGUGGUUUAACACAAUGCCUACUGGAAUACCUAGACAUGUCGGUAGAAGCCUUGUAUCCGCAGUUGCUUCAUGACCAAGCCAAGACGGUGAGCCAAACUAUGUGGAUGGAGCGCCCUCUAUCUCCCAAGCUGUUACUGCAAGCCGCUUUCAAUGUCCGACAUUUGUCAGAUCUGCGGCUGAAGACAUUGGAUCAUCUUCUAGCCGAGUUUACUGCGUCGGUCGACGUCUUCUUAAACUGCAUCCGGGAUAUGAGUGAUAUGAAUCGAGGCAAAGCUAAUGUGAGCUCAUCAGUGGUUCCCCGCCAGCUUGAGAGGCUAGUUUAUGGUGAUCUACCGAGUACCAGUACGCCUGUGACCAAUCAAAGAGCUGUUUCCACAGGGUUGGAUCCAAUCAAAACAGAGGCACCUCCCCUCGUGGCUAAAACAGAGAAACUACAACCUUCUACCUCUCAUGCAUCAAACGAAUCAACCACUACACAUUCAAAUUACCCUCCUCCUAGUACCUCAUCAAAGCCAAACCCCUCCACAAACAACACUGAACAAUUCUGCGUUCCUAAAAUACCCGUCCCUAAAGAUACGACUACCUCAGACAUUUCCCAACCAAGAUUCUCAAACGGCCACACACAAAACUCUGAGGAGAAGGAGUUUCAAUGGAAGAAGCUAGGGGAGAGGAGGGCCACGACGAAGGAGUUCACCACAACAAAAGACUUCACCACUGUUGUCUUCUCUCCAAGUUCUGACGGGAGGUCAAUCGUCAAGCUUGCUCAAGGCGUGGCUGAUCCGAAAGAGACUGUAUCAUCAACAGAGAAUGAAAACACUGAGGGAUCCUUCGAUGCAUCUUUGGGUUUUAAGAAAUCUGAGAGAGAUGGUCAGAGACUUCCUGAAGAUGUCAUGGCAUUGUCUGUACGUGGAGAGGGGAGGAAUGAUGGAGCAGGAUGUGGUAGGGAUGAUGUAGAGUGUAAACAACGUGAGGGUUCGUCGGAUACACUUUGUGAGGAGGAGGCAAAAGAUGAAAGCAGUGAGAGCGAGGAUGAAAAAUACACCGACUUUGAAGAUGAAGAUGAUCUGCCGGAUCAAACCUCUGUAAAUUACAGUCCAGUUCUCACCUAUCAAACCGAGCUAGCCAAAAGCCUAAGUCUAUCACCCCAUCAAAGAAUGAGAAAGUUCACACAGGAAAUGUCCACAACAAGCGCAAAGAACUUGCCCUCAAACUACCUAGGCCAAAGAGGAAUCCCCACGCUCGAAACCAAAAGUGUGGAGAAACCUGGAGGUCGCCUGUACAGCAGAGUCUUGACAGACGUUGGGCUUAUCGGAAAAUUAAACAUUGCCUCUGAAACCCAAUUCCCCGGGUUGGAUCCCGAGAUUCAUGGGAAGCCACAGAAGCAUUCCCCUUCCAGAGAUGAGGGUAGAUCCUCCAGAGGUGCCAUUCCUAAGAGACCAACCCUGCAGUCGCUGUACCCAAGUACGCCGAUAUCUGUUAGCGAGACGGUGGAAGAUGAAGUUACUAGUCGGCAAGGACUGGACACUCCGAUGGCCAGACCCUCCGUCGGUCGUGGACGGGCAAUGACGUUAGCUUGCUAUGAGGACAUGCGUCGUAACCUUCACAGACCACUGGAGCUACAUAUAGGCUCAACGGCAAACGGAGAUGGGAGGUACGACUUUCCUUCUCAAGAAGAACUUGCUCGAGUUCCUAAACAGCCGCCUCAGAGAGCUAGCUCUUAUGUCAUGGUGCCCGAUGGUUUAUAAAAGAAGAUGGUGCAAUUUCUUGGUAGACCAUUUUAUUCUGGUUUUAAAGCCAAGGACUUUUUAGAAAAGUGAACUUAAUCACUGUACUAGCCAAGAACUCAAUGGAGAGAAGACAACAAAAGAUGGAAGUUUCAGUUUAGAGUAACCCAGGAGUAUAAAGGCCCGGUCACACAGGCUCUGAUAAAGAGAACGAAAGCAAAAACGAUAAAAAUGCAUGCCCUCCAUUGGUUGAAUUGCUCCACGCACAUUCAACCAAUCGAGGGCGUGCACUUUUAUCCUUCUUGUUUUCGUUAUCAGGGCCUUUGUGACCGGGCCUUUAUACUUGCGGUAAAACCCACGUAGUCGGGUAUGGACUGAAAACCCAGUCCUCAUAGUGUUCACUGUGUGAUUCGAACUAGGGUCCUAGAUGUGGAAAAAAAAACGUGUGCUAUAAACAUUUAUUUGUCUGUCCUGUAGAUUGUGAACUGAUGCUUGGGGUGGAUACAUUUUUAGGUGCUCAUUGUAUUAUACUAUAUUCACCUCAACUACAUGUUCCAAAUUACAGUGUAUUGGUUAUAUUGUAGGUUUACUUUUAAAGUGGUUGAAAGUGGUUAUUUUGUUUGUUUGUUUAGAUGAUUUUUCCAUCAAGGGAACUCGGCAAACUCACACAAGGUGAUAUAAACAC
This is a messenger RNA of Asterias rubens (European starfish), 3096 nucleotides long. RefSeq names its product piRNA biogenesis protein EXD1-like. Gene Ontology annotation, biological process: nucleobase-containing compound metabolic process. Bases 18 to 2432 code for a protein of 804 amino acids. The record is from RefSeq and is a predicted model, not a curated record. NCBI's taxonomy places the organism in Eukaryota, Metazoa, Echinodermata, Asteroidea, Forcipulatida, Asteriidae. Gene Ontology annotation, molecular function: nucleic acid binding; 3'-5' exonuclease activity. The transcript is spliced from 12 exons.